AUGAAAGAUCUUGGUGAACUAAAAUACUUUCUAGGGAUUGAGUUCUCUAGAUCCCAGGAAGGAAUUGUUAUGUGUCAAAAGAAGUAUGCUUUGGAACUAGUCUCUGAACUAGGGCUAGCAGGUCCAAAGCCAGCAGCAACACCUCUGGAGUUCAAUCACAAGCUUACAUCCAUUGAGUAUGACAAGCAAAUAACAGGAGCUAGUUCGGCAGAUGAUAGAGAACUUGAAGACAAGGGAGGCUAUCAGAGACUAGUUGGAAGGUUGCUGUACUUAACCUUGAAAAGGCCAGAUAUUGCCUUUGUAGUUCUAGUGCUAAGUCAGUAUAUGCAUGCACCUAAGGUGUCCCACAUGGAAGCUGCUCAAAGAGUAGUGAGUAAGGCUGCAAUGCAAAUUGCAGCUCACCCUAUCUUUCAUGAACGAACCAAACAUAUUGAUAUUGAUUGUCAUUUUCUGAGAGAGAAGCUGGUUCAAGGCCUGAUUGAAACACAAUAUGUCAAAACAACUGAGCAGUUAGCAGAUUUGUUAACUAAGAGCCUAUGCAAGCCACAGCAUGAGUACCUACUAGACAAGCUGGGAAUGAAAGAUGUGUUUCAUCCCUCAACUUGA
Molecule: messenger RNA, 606 nt
Organism: Nicotiana attenuata
Lineage: Eukaryota; Viridiplantae; Streptophyta; Magnoliopsida; Solanales; Solanaceae
Exons: 2
Coding region: 1-606 (201 amino acids)
Source: RefSeq, a predicted model, not a curated record